AUGUAUGUGCUUGAUCAAGGCACUUUUAUUAAUGGAGUCUGCGAGGUUGAAACAAACCUCUCGCCAAUGGAACUUUUGGACAAGCUCCAAGCAAUUGAAAAUGAGCUCGGCCGUAUGAAAUUGAUUGAUAAAGGCCCACGAUCAAUCGAUCUGGACAUUCUAUUAUAUGAUCAAGAGAUAUUUUCUCAUGAACGUCUCAACGUGCCACACAACCUAAUGCUGGAGCGAGAUUUUGUGCUACGACCUCUUUGCCAAUUAAUACCUCAUGAAAGCCCACCCAAAGCUGGCAAAAAUUCAAACACAUAUAGCGAGUAUUUGAAAGCUCUUCCACCACCAGAGCCAACCCCAUACUCAACAACGCCCAUCUCGCCGCAUUUCCCAUCCCUCUACGCCACUGAUCCCAAACGCCCAACACAUGUCAUGGCAAUCCUCAACCUAACUCCAGACUCUUUCUCUGACGGCGGGACUCACUCUCCAACUGACUUCACCCAACUCACCGAAACAGUCCGCUCAUUCAUCGCCAAGGGAGCGACAAUUAUCGAUGUUGGUGGCGAAAGUACUCGUCCUGGAUCAACCCCCGUCGGCGCAGACGAGGAAAUUUCACGAGUCGUCCCGGCAAUUCAACACAUCCGCCAGAACAUUCCUGAAGCCUCGAAUAUCGCCAUUAGCAUUGAUACCUACCGUGCUUCAGUAGCCGAAGCAGCCUGUAACGCCGGUGCAGACAUCAUCAACGAUGUCUCCGCUGGUCUCUUGGAUCCAGAAAUGCUUCCCACAGCAGCUCGUCUCGGCAAAUCAAUCAUCCUCAUGCAUAUGCGAGGUACACCGCAGACAAUGACCCAGCUCACCGAUUACCCCAAUGGUGUCAUCCCAGAAGUCGCCGCUGAACUACGGAACCGUGUGGCGGCUGCUGAGAGUGCAGGCAUCCGUCGCUGGCGCAUCAUCCUUGACCCUGGCCUUGGAUUCGCCAAACAUCAGCCACAUGAUCUCGAAAUCUUGCGUGAAUUGUCCACGCUACGGGUGACUGAAGGUCUUGAGUGCCUCCCUUGGUUGAUGGGACCCAGUCGAAAAAGGUUCAUUGGCAAUAUAACGGGUGUAAAGACUGCCAAAGACCGUGUCUGGGGCACCGCUGCGACUGUGUCCGCCAGUGUUUCUGGAGGAGCAGACAUUGUCCGCGUACAUGAUGUGCAGGAGAUGUCACACGUUGCAAAGGUUGCCGAUGCUAUCUACCGUGUGUAA
Molecule: messenger RNA, 1236 nt
Organism: Penicillium angulare
Lineage: Eukaryota; Fungi; Ascomycota; Eurotiomycetes; Eurotiales; Aspergillaceae
Product: folic acid synthesis protein
Exons: 3
Coding region: 1-1236 (411 amino acids)
Biological process (GO): tetrahydrofolate biosynthetic process
Cellular component (GO): mitochondrial envelope
Molecular function (GO): 2-amino-4-hydroxy-6-hydroxymethyldihydropteridine diphosphokinase activity; dihydropteroate synthase activity
Source: RefSeq, a predicted model, not a curated record